Molecule: messenger RNA, 1343 nt
Organism: Triticum dicoccoides
Lineage: Eukaryota; Viridiplantae; Streptophyta; Magnoliopsida; Poales; Poaceae
Product: L-lactate dehydrogenase B
Exons: 2
Coding region: 85-1158 (357 amino acids)
Biological process (GO): lactate metabolic process; pyruvate metabolic process
Cellular component (GO): cytoplasm
Molecular function (GO): L-lactate dehydrogenase (NAD+) activity
Source: RefSeq, a predicted model, not a curated record
UCAAGUUCACCAUCCAAUCCCAGUUCCACAUCCCCCGCUUUGAUAUUUGAUUCCUACUGUAUUAAUCCCCUCCCAUUCCCACCGAUGAUGCACAAGACCUCGUCGCUGUCGGAGCUGGGCUUCGACGCCGGCGAUGCUUCGUCGGGCUUCUUCCGCGCGGUGGCCGACGGCUGCCCGCUGACGCCCACCUCCUCCGCCCCGCACCGCCGCCUCACCAAGGUCUCCGUGAUCGGCGCCGGCAACGUGGGCAUGGCCAUCGCGCAGACCAUCCUCACCCAGAACCUGGCGGACGAGAUCGCGCUCGUCGACGCCCUCCCCGACAAGCUCCGCGGCGAGGCGCUCGACCUGCAGCACGCCGCCGCUUUCCUCCCGCGCGUGCGCAUCGUCUCCGGCACCGACGCCGCCGUCACCAAGAACUCAGACCUCGUCGUCGUCACGGCCGGCGCCAGGCAGAUCCCCGGGGAGACCAGGCUGAACCUGCUGCAGAGGAACGUGGCGCUGUACCGGAAGAUCGUGCCGCCCGUGGCCGAGCACUCCCCGGACGCGCUGCUGCUCGUCGUGUCCAACCCCGUCGACGUCCUCACCUACGUGGCCUGGAAGUUGUCGGGGUUCCCGGCCAGCCGCGUCAUCGGCUCCGGCACCAACCUCGACUCCUCCAGGUUCCGGUUCCUCGUCGCCGAGCACCUCGACGUCAGCGCGCAGGACGUGCAGGCGUACAUGGUGGGGGAGCACGGCGACAGCUCGGUGGCGAUCUGGUCGAGCAUCAGCGUGGGCGGCAUGCCGGCGCUCAAGUCGCUGCGCGACAGCCACCGGAGCUUCGACGAGGCGGCGCUGGAGGGCAUCCGGCGGGCCGUGGUGGGGGGCGCCUACGAGGUGAUCGGCCUCAAGGGCUACACCUCCUGGGCCAUCGGCUACUCCGUCGCCAGCCUCGCGGGGUCCCUGCUCCGCGACCAGCGCCGGGUGCACCCGGUCUCCGUGCUCGCCGCGGGCUUCCACGGCAUCUCCGACGGCCACGAGGUGUUCCUCAGCCUGCCGGCCCGGCUCGGCCGCGCCGGCGUCCUCGGCGUCGCCGAGAUGGACCUCACCGAGGCCGAGGCUGCGCAGCUCCGUCGUUCUGCCAAGACGCUCUGGGAGAACUGCCAGCUCCUCGGCCUCUGAGGAGCCUACCGAUUACUAUAUGUUGCUCUACUGAUGCUACCACACGAAUGCUUGUGUAAUUUUGGACUUAUUAUUUCUAAGAGCUGUAAUAGUAUUAGUAAUGUAACAUAGAUUCGGCGAUAUUUAGGCGUUCCACAGUUUUUUUGCAUAUUGAAAACAUAAUCUACUAAAGGAAUAAAAAAACA